Molecule: messenger RNA, 762 nt
Organism: Candida dubliniensis CD36
Lineage: Eukaryota; Fungi; Ascomycota; Pichiomycetes; Serinales; Debaryomycetaceae
Exons: 2
Coding region: 1-762 (253 amino acids)
Biological process (GO): tubulin complex assembly; post-chaperonin tubulin folding pathway
Cellular component (GO): cytoplasm
Source: RefSeq, a predicted model, not a curated record
AUGAACAACCUCAAUGACCUUUUUGCGCAGAUUGUAUCAUGUAAUGAUAAAUUGGAAUUGCACAAGAUCCAAACUGAGCUUGAGGAUGUGACCAAGAAAACAACAGAACCAGAUCAACCUGCCUAUAUUCAGAAACUAGCUACAGAUAAACUUAAAAUAUUGAAUAAUCUUCUACAAUCAAAACAAAACCAGCUAAGCAAAAAAAGAUUUGAAUUCAAGGGAGAGCCGGUACCACCUAUAUCAAACUCAUUGGUGGUUAAUGACCAGACAGUUCCUGACACAUCCAAAUCAAUUCAAAAAGUUGAUAAUCAGAUUUUUGAAAUAUCACUGAAUGAGCAUAUGGUAGUUGAUUGUUUUAGCAAUUCUUACUUACAAACUACAAAUGAGAUACCAUCCAUCCAUCUUAAAAGUGGUAAUAGAUCCAUAUGCAAGUUAACAGUCCAAGGUCCAGUGUUUAUUCAUGAUGUUGAAAAUAGUAUACUAAUUUUAUCAUGUCACCAAGCAAGACUACACAAUAUUCACAACUCAUUAGUGGUUAUGGAAUCUGUGCAGAAUAAUCGAAUUAUUAUUGAAAACUGCAAUCAAAUAAAAGUCAAUUCUGGAUUUGAAAUUGACGAUUUCAAUUUUCCGACGAAGGAAAUAAAAAAUCCCCAUUUUGAAGUUUUAAUGAGAGAGAAAUCAAAUGAAGUGUUGGCUGCAGUGGGAAGAAUUGCACAAACAGGCGAUAUUGAAACCGUUAUCAAUAAGUACAUUGAAAACUGA